AUGAAAGAACAAUCGAGAUGGCGGGGAGACAUGUACGAUCCAAACGAGCACAACUGGCUCUAUCACCAGCAGUUGAUACGAGGAGAUCUAAGGGGCUUCACAGAGCUAUCAGAUAAAGUGCCGGCUAAAUCAACGUAUUGUCAUUUUACUGCCGGCGUUUUGAAGCGACAUCAUGGGAAGAUUUCUGACUCACUUCAGGAAUUCCGAAGCCUGAUGAAAGAAAACGACUCGGCGAAAAUGGAGACAGUGCAAGCAGCAUCGCGAUCUCUCUAUCUUCUUGGGCGAUACAAAGCGGCAGCAGACUCUCUAAACCAAAUAGACAAGGCGAAGGAGUCCUCAGACUGGAAACACCAUCUCUACCUUGGCCAAUGUUACAAAGCAGCUGGACAUACUGACAAAGCCUCAAAGCACUUCUCCAAGUCGCUGGAAAAGUCUCCAAAUGUAGACGCUUAUGUUGAAAUGGCGGACUUAGCAAGUACGACUUCUGACAAGUCGAACGCGCUAGAGUCGAUAAAGAAGGGACUUGAGCUCUUUCCAGAAUCGCAUAAAUUGAGCCUCAAACAUGGAGAAAUAUCGACUGACAGUCUAUUGAUAACAAGACGGGCUUUGCCAGAGACGGACCUCAACUAUGCGAUGCAAUUUCUUCGCCUAGCCACCGAAAGCGAUUCAGACGCAUCUCUCAUGCUCGGCGCUCUUAUUCAGCGAUCCUCCGCGGAAAAAGCCAUCGUUUGCUACAGAGAAGUUUACAAUGAAAAUCCUGCUUCUCCUCAACUUUGGAAUAAUCUCGGAGUUCUGUGCAUUCAAAAGGCAAGAAACUCGCAGCAAUGGCCUGCUUCCGUCGAGCUACCUACAUUGAUCCGAUUGAACCUGCAACUUCUUGGUCAAAUGGAAAACGCAGCCAAGGCAUUUAAAAAAUCGAAAAGAAUGGAGAACGAGCUGGUCGAUGUCAACGAGCGACUUAACUGCCUGCAUAACAGAUUUGUUUUCUAUGCGAAUUAUGAUGGAAUGAAAGAUGGUGAGAGCAGGGAUGAUUUUAAAGAAAGACUAUCAAAGAAACUCAGAGAAGAAAAACAAGUGUUGAUUUCUGAAAGCCCGGAGCAUCUGGAGCCCGAAAUGACAGAUGCAAGUAGAGUUAUAGCAACAGAUGAUCAGGCGGCGUUGAGCAAGGCUUCGUGCGUGAAAUUGGGCUACUGGGAGGACGAAGGCUUACUGAAGCUCAUUCCGAAGGCGAAACGAAGGUCACCAAUAAUCAAUGCAGGGUACUUCGUCCGCUUCAAAGUAAUCUCGGACAUAGUGAAUAAAGUUCUGAACACAAAAGAAGCCCGCAUCCGUCAAUUUUUAAUUCUGGGCGCGGGCAGCGAUACAAUGUACUGGCGGCUCAAUUUGGGCAAGGAAAGAGAAGACAUAAAGUGGUUCGAGAUUGACUUUGAGAAAAAUCUCAACUACAAGAGCUCAGUACUGGAGAAAGCAUAUGGAAAGUCGAAUGGGUACUUUCCUGUUCCGGCUGAUUUGAGAAACAUUCCUGAAAUGGAAAAGAAACUUGUCGCAGCAGGGUUUGAACCCGAUGAGCCAACCUUUGUUCUAUCUGAAGUCGUCUUAGCAUAUCUUAACUCGAAACAUUCAACGAAUGUGAUCAAAUGGAUUGGAGAGCGCCUUCACCGAGCAACAUUCUGCGAGUUCGAGCAAAUAAACCCCGACUCUACUUUUGGGAAUCGGAUGAUCACGCACUUUCAAAAGAUGGGCUCUCCGAUUCUCACUAUUCAAGAUCUGCGGACACUGUCUUCACGCGAGGAACGUCUCACGGAACACUUCAAGAUCUCUUCCAUCUGUCCUAUUUAUCCUCUUGCGCCGGAUAUAAGCGAUAUUGAGCCGUUUGAUGAGUUCGAAGUGCUCCAUCUUUACAUGAAGCAUUACUACAUCGGAUUUGGUACGAACUGUUCUGAAUCAGCAGAUGAACUAAGCGAAUACUUCUCUGAUAACAGCUUCAAGCCUGGAUCAACUGAAAGCAGCAAAAACUCCGCAGCAUGUGAGGAAAGAAUACGAUUUCCUGGGAGAACUUUCUCUGGCUAUCAAAUCGAUUCUAAGAGAAAAUUAUGCGUUUCUGGACUUGGAGUUGAUAACGAAUCAAGUGCGAAACAAGACAAUGUCUCGACUCUUGUUGAAAUCAAGGAAGAGAGCGCGAAAACAUUGAAUAUCGAUGCGGACGAGGUCCUACUCCCGCAAGUGGUUAGCCUGGCGGAUAAAUUAGUGGUCUUCGGAGGGCGAAGAAAUCCAAGAAAGCCGAAUCAGAAUUUGAAGGUUUUUCGAUCGGGUGAUUAUGGAAAUAUUUUUGAAGAGAAGUCAGAAGUUUUUGGAGUUUACAGAUCAGCGAUUUGUAAAAUCUCGGAGUCGAGCUUUUUGUGCUUCGGAGGCAGAAGAGCUGAUGGUGCUUUCUCAAAUAAGAUGGUGGAAAUAUCAGUGGAAGAGUCUGGAACUGUAGCAGUUUCCACGAGAUAUAUCGUGUUUGAAGAAGAGUUGCCAAGACUAGCAUCGGCUACAUGUUCGAAAUUGAGUGACACUGAAUUUGAAAUAAUUGGCGGUCUACUGCCAAAUGGAAAGAUAUCAGAUGAAAUAUUGCGGAUCAGAAUUGACGGGUCGAAAGGCGAAAUUACCUGGCGAAGAAAGCUUGAUUUCGGUUUUUACGGACAUUCAAUACAUAUUUGUGAGACUGGCAACAGAAUGCUAAUUAUUGGUGGAAUCUCAACGCUCCACGAGAUUAAUGAUGCUGUUAUUGAAAUUGAUAGAGAAAGCUGGAAAAUCAUGUCGAUAAAAGAAAUGAGCUCCAAAGAAUUAUUACUCGUCGGAAACGGAGCUCGAGUAACGAAAGAAUCAGAAAACCAGACAGAAAUUGAGAUUAUCGGUGGCGGGGCGCACUGUUUUGCCUUUGGAAAUCACCUGAAUCCACUGGUAUCUACCAUCUCUUUCUGA
Molecule: messenger RNA, 2967 nt
Organism: Oikopleura dioica
Lineage: Eukaryota; Metazoa; Chordata; Appendicularia; Copelata; Oikopleuridae
Source: the annotation of a GenBank genome assembly